GAAACAUUUUAUUCCAGUCUGGAUUAACUGAAGCCAGUAGAAACAGCACUCUUUCUCUUCAAGCUGCCGAGAUGGCGCUCUUGUCGUUUGUCCGACAGCACACACCUCCAGGAAAGUGUCCUCUUGCAGGAAAUUCUGUUCACGAAGACAAGAAGUUCCUUGACAAAUACAUGCCAGAACUAAUGAGACACCUGCACUAUCGUAUUGUAGAUGUUAGUACCAUCAAAGAACUGUGCAGAAGGUGGUAUCCAGAAGAUUACAAAAUUGGGCCAAAGAAGAAACCAACACACAGAGCGCUGGAAGACAUUAAGGAAAGUAUCAAUGAACUGAAGUAUUACAGGAAAGCCAUCUUUAAGUAAAUAAUUUUCAUACACUUUAUUCCUAUAUAGAUUUUCAUGUAUAGCAAAUGAAAUUUCUUUUCCCAAUUUUUAAAACUCCAAUUUUAUACAAAUAGUAGACAUGUUAUAUUUAGAAAUAAACCGUACACUUAUGUUCAACUA
Messenger RNA from Limulus polyphemus (Atlantic horseshoe crab), 500 nucleotides. Its product is annotated as oligoribonuclease, mitochondrial-like. Gene Ontology annotation, molecular function: 3'-5'-RNA exonuclease activity; nucleic acid binding. Lineage: Eukaryota; Metazoa; Arthropoda; Merostomata; Xiphosura; Limulidae. The coding region runs from base 72 to 359 and encodes 95 amino acids. The record is from RefSeq and is a predicted model, not a curated record. The transcript has 3 exons. Gene Ontology annotation, cellular component: mitochondrion.